Lycium ferocissimum is the source of this 2612-nucleotide messenger RNA. RefSeq names its product probable WRKY transcription factor 14. The transcript has 3 exons. The record is from RefSeq and is a predicted model, not a curated record. Lineage: Eukaryota; Viridiplantae; Streptophyta; Magnoliopsida; Solanales; Solanaceae. The coding region runs from base 254 to 1645 and encodes 463 amino acids. Gene Ontology annotation, cellular component: nucleus. Gene Ontology annotation, molecular function: DNA-binding transcription factor activity; transcription cis-regulatory region binding. Gene Ontology annotation, biological process: regulation of DNA-templated transcription.
CUCUCUCUCCCCCUUUGCUUUCUUGACAAGAAGAAGAAGAAGAGAAAACAAGCAUUUGUUUCAAUAUUCUCCGAUCUUUUGCUUCAUCGCAAAAUUACCCAGUCUUUUUCUUGGCCUAAAUAUAUACAAGUGCAUGUUCUUUACGUCUGUUUGGUGCAAAACAUACCAAACUAAGUAGACUACUAUAUCAAAAAUAGGUCAAAUCAAGAAUCUGCUGCUGGUUCAAGAGAAUUAAGGGAUUUAUAGCAAAGGCAUGUGUAGCCCGUUCCAGCUGCCGCAAAAAACCAUGGAGAAUAAUUAUCAAGGUGAUUUAGCUGACAUAUUCCGAGGUAGCACUACUGGAGGAAAUAAUACAGCCACUUCUGGUGUGUCAUCGACUACUGUCGUUCCUGCUGCUGCUGCUGUUGCUGACGGAUGGCAGCUCCCUAGCCAUCCGAUAAAUCUUGAACCGUCGGUUCAAGAUUUUGGAGAUCCGUUUUGUAACUUGAGAGAUCCACUCUUCCAUGAUCUUGAUAUGAUGCCAGCCAGUUCCAGCUUAUUCAGCUCCACAGAAGACAACAGUAAUAAUAAUAAUAAUAAUAAUAACAAUAGCAGUAAUGACGGAACUAGUCUUUUUGGACCUGAAAUGAAAAGACACAAUAUGUUUUCAAGGAUGCUUCAGAUCUCUCCUACAACCAAGUUGGCCAUGUCACCAUGUGAUUCUCCGAUGGCUGCGGCUGUAGCCUGUUCCUCCCAAAAUCCGAAUGUUAUUGGUGCAUUAGGUGCUAAUGAUGCUAUUAUCUCUCCUAAUUCCUCCAAAACCUGCUUAGUGGAAAACUCUGGCUUGCAGAUCUCAUCUCCGCGAAAUACGGGUAUCAAAAGAAGAAAGAGUCAGGCGAAAAAGGUAGUGUGUAUACCAGCACCAGCACCUGCAAACACCCGGCAAGGCGGAGAAGUUGUUCCAUCUGAUUUAUGGGCUUGGAGAAAGUAUGGUCAGAAACCAAUCAAAGGUUCCCCUUACCCAAGGGGUUACUAUAGGUGCAGUAGUUCCAAGGGAUGUUCAGCAAGGAAACAAGUGGAAAGGAGCAGGACAGACCCAAACAUGUUAGUCAUCACAUACACUUCAGAACAUAACCAUCCAUGGCCAACCCAAAGAAAUGCCCUUGCUGGAUCAACCAGGUCUCAGCCUAAUAAUUCCAAACACACUUCAACCUCAAAGAACAAUAUUAAUAAUUAUCAAUCCCAAAGAUCUCCAACCGAUAAAAGCUUCAAAGGAGAUGAGAGCAACAUUAACAAUGACAAUAACACUACUAGUAUUAAUGUUGCACAAGUGAAUAUUUCAACGUACCCCAAAGUGAAGGAAGAGGUGGCUGAAGAAGAUCAUCAUUAUCAUCAGCAGCAACUAGUGGAAAUGCCUGAUGUCGAAUUUUCUAAAGACAGCUAUCAGCCAAUAUUACCAGACUCAUCGAACGAGGAUUUCUUCGCGGAUUUGGUUGAACUCGAAGCUGACCCUUUAAAGCUUUUGUUUGCCAAAACACUCUCAGAUGAUAUCAAUGAAGUGGGACAGAAGAAGGCCAUCGACGCAUUCAACUUGUACGAUUGGACUGGAAACAGUAACAAAGACAGUAACACGAGCAACAACAACAAGGAUCUGGCCGACACAUGACAGGAUUCGAGCAAACACAGAAAAAAAAAAAAAAGCAAAUUAAAUCCGACUUGGUACAUAUUCUUGACUAAUGCUAAGUUUCUUGGGUGAGAAUUUUCUUCAAGCUGAUGAGAGCAUAAGCCAAGUAAGGAGGGUUUAAUUUCCGUUGGGCAUAAUUUUCCUCCUCUCUUUUUCUUUUUAUUUUUUUGGUUGGUUGUGCAUUUGGUCUAAAAUUGCUACAUACUGUAUAAGUACCCCUUUUUUCAUAAUCUUGUCUUCUGACUUACCAGAACAGUGAAGAGAUUAGGAAAAAAAGGUAAAGGAGUGCUGGUUGAUUGGGAGCAGGCCCCACAAGAGUCCUCCAUUCCUUUUGGGAAUAUUAGUGGAUGGGACAGAAAGCUGAGGAACAGAAGGUUUCAACAGUUAAAAGCUAAGCAAGUACAUCUAUCAGAUCAGACAUGACCAGAUAUAGCUCAUAAAGAGGCAAUUGACGUGCGAUGGAACUCCCAUUUUUUUAGUGGGAAAAAUAAUUGAAGCCUCCUCUCAUGGUCCAACUAAAAUAAAAAAGAAGAAUACAAAGGACCCAAAAAUAUUGUUCAAUAUUUCCUUUCUUUCUUUCUUUCUUAGAUAUUAGGGAAAUGGAACUUCAAAAUUAAACUGAUGAAGUACAUAUAGGAUAUUAUUAACCUUCUUUUCUUUUUUGACAAGACCAAAGAGUUUAAGGUGCUUGGUGGCAACAUAUAGAGUUUGACUUCAUGGGGGGAGGGGGGAGGGGGGAGGGGGGAGGUGUUUCGUGUAUGAGGUUUGAGAAGAUGCGUUGUUGAAGUGCAAGCUUUCGGGUUCCUCAGCUUUCAGUUUGUUAAUUCCAUUGUUAUUAUAAUUACGUUUGGUUUGGAUAUUGUACGAAGUUUAAGGAGCCUUUGAGAUAAGUUAAAAGGUUUUUCAUUUUUACCUUUUACUGGAAUGUAUUUAUAAAUCUGGAGAUGUU